AUGGCUAUGCCUCGCAAUUUAGAGGGCCUCUCCAAUCCCUUGGCUACACCUGCUCAACUGACCAGCUCAUCCUCGUCCCUAGACGGCAUUCCCACCGACCUUGAAACCUCGGUUCGCUUCGCUGGGGCUCUUUUAACGCAAGCAGCUGGCGUGCUUUUGCGACUGCCUCAAGAUGUGAUUGCCCAAGCUAUUGUGACAUUCACUCGGUUUUGGAUAGGGCCUGAUGGUGGCAGUCUGGCUGUGCAUUCGGUGAAAGAUGUAUCCGCAGCUUCGAUUUACUUGACAGCCAAGCUAUCCUUUCACCCCACGUCGCCUCGCUCAGUGCUCAAUGUUUACACCUACCUAUUGUCCAAGGAGGCCUCUCCGUUGUGGUUUGUCAAUGCGUCUGUGCCGAAAGACAAGCCAAGAGCGGAAACAUACUAUCUCUCGGAAGGCAGCUACCAAGCUCAACGGCUAUCGCUUCUGAAAAUGGAAACCGUCAUACUUCGAACCCUCGGAUUCAAUACGCAUGUGGUCAUUCCACACACAAUUGCCCUUACAUAUCUACAAACCAUGAAUACGGCAUCAAACAACCUUGCUCAACGAGUCUUUGAACAUCUAAACGCGUCGCUUCUUUCUCCCCAGCUUCUAUAUGCAACACAUCAGCCAAAUGCAUUAGCUGUGGCUGCGAUCUAUCUUGCUGCUCGAGAAGUUGGUGUGAAACUUGCAGAAGAAGAGUGGUGGGAAGUUUUUGAUGUUGAUCGCGAGGAAUUGGGCUUUCUGGUGGUUGCCAUGAACAGCAUGGAAGGAUUUUCGAAAUCUGAAAAAGAAGCUUGGGCUGAUACUCCAAUACCGUUAGCCGUCAAAGAUGUGGAAGCGGAGUUGGCAAAACGGCAGAAAGCUCAGGAUGGGGAAUGA
Messenger RNA from Talaromyces proteolyticus, 897 nucleotides. Its product is annotated as putative cyclin. Lineage: Eukaryota; Fungi; Ascomycota; Eurotiomycetes; Eurotiales; Trichocomaceae. The record is from RefSeq and is a predicted model, not a curated record. Bases 1 to 897 code for a protein of 298 amino acids. Gene Ontology annotation, molecular function: cyclin-dependent protein serine/threonine kinase regulator activity. The transcript has 2 exons. Gene Ontology annotation, cellular component: nucleus. Gene Ontology annotation, biological process: regulation of transcription by RNA polymerase II.